Suillus paluster is the source of this 459-nucleotide messenger RNA. RefSeq lists its product as uncharacterized. The transcript has 3 exons. The record is from RefSeq and is a predicted model, not a curated record. Bases 1 to 459 code for a protein of 152 amino acids. NCBI's taxonomy places the organism in Eukaryota, Fungi, Basidiomycota, Agaricomycetes, Boletales, Suillaceae.
AUGUCCCAGCCAGAUAUCCGGUGCCUCCACAAUUGCCGCGUCCAAAUGCUACCCCAUCCUUGUUUCACACUCAAACAGUUCAUUGAGGCCAUUCGGUUGGUUCAGUGUGGCCAUGUUCCUCCGUCGUCUCCGCAACCAUUUGCUUGGCCCUAUCGACCAGAAGGUGAAGAAUGCAUACUUCACACACAAUUUGGCUCUCACCGGGAUGUGAUGGACAGUCCGGGUGACAACUCCACAGAUGUUGACACCUCCAUCAAAGACAUUUGGAUUGGUGCCACCAAUGAUGCCACCAAUGAUGUUCUGCCUGGUUCCCAGCCCAAGUAUCAUUCUAGUGAGGGGGAAGAAUUGGAGGCUGCCAAUGCAAGUGCUGAGACACUCAUCAACAUUGACCCUGCCAGUCAGUUUAAGUGGUUCGUAACUGUUGGUCAUUAUGGAGUUGGAUUGUUCAGUGACAUGUAG